ACCUUGAAACGCCACUUCCACUCAGUCCCAUUCCCAAGAACUUAAAGUGAAUCGGACUCCCUCUCUAUAAAAAGGAAGUUCUGGCUUCUUCUGAACCGAGACGGGUUGAGAGGCAGACAAGAUCCUAGUCUCUAGAUCUUUCGAUUCGGGCAAGAAGACAUGCAUCUGAUCUCUUUGGUGGCCCUGACCGGGCUGGUCUUGCUGAGGACCUUUGCUGCAGCGCGGGACCCAGCCCUGGACGAAGCCUGGAGAGAUUGGAAGAUCACCCACAACAAGGUUUACCGCGAGAGGAACUCAGAAGACCACCGGAGAACCAUAUGGGAGGAGAACUUCCGGAUGAUUGAAGAACACAACCGCGAAGCUUCCCGGGGGAGACAUUCCUAUCGGAUGGCGAUGAACCACUUGGGCGAUUUGACUAAAGAAGAGUUCAUGGAGAGGCUGAAUGGACUCAGCCCUGAACUGCCCAGAGAACAUGGCCGGAGAACAACUUUGUUCCAAAAAUCCAACAACCCGUCGCUUCCUUCCUCUGUGGACUGGCGCACCAAAGGCUAUGUCACCCCAGUUAAAGAUCAGGGUAGCUGCGGGUCUUGUUGGGCUUUCAGUGCCACCGGAGCCCUGGAAGGUUACCUAGCCCGGACAACUGGCCGGCUGGUCUCGCUGAGCGAACAAAACCUGGUUGACUGCUCCUGGCAGCAGGGCAACCAAGGCUGCAAUGGAGGUUGGCCAAGCUGGGCUUUCCAAUACGUGCUGGAUAACCAGGGACUCGACUCCGAAAAAAGCUACCCCUACGUCGGACAGGAUCUAUCUUGUACGUACAAAUCUGCAAACCUCGCCGUCAGGAUCAACGGCUACGUGGAUAUUCCGAGUAACGACGAGGCUGCCUUGCAAGAAGCCGUAGCCACUUAUGGGCCAGUUACUGUGGCCCUGGACGCCUCCGACUUCCACUUUUACAGCUCAGGAGUCUUCGACUACCCCAGCUGCGGAACAUCCUUGAACCACGCCGUCCUGGCCGUCGGCUACGGGACUCAGAAUGGGACUCCUUAUUGGAUCAUAAAGAACAGCUGGGGUCCCGACUGGGGUGAAGGUGGCUACAUUCUGCUGAAGAGAGGAUCCAAUCAAUGCGGUGUAGCAGAGGUGGCUAGUUACCCGGUGUAACCAGCUAUGGGUCCACAAUCGUUCUUUCGGGGAAUUUCCAUCAAUCAGAGCAACAAACCAUCAGGAGUGCCGGCCUUCCCCCGGCAUCUCUUAUCUAGUGCUUACCAAACGGAACAGAAACGACAUUUGGAAGUCAAAUCAUACUGAGCCCCCUCCUUGAAACUUUUAACAAUAAAGAUUUGAGCAUGUGGUUUGGCUGUUUGGAGCGAGUCCUUGCAUAAGCGACUGCAUUUCCUGGAGGUUGCAUUCGGUUUGAACGGGGGUCCCUCAGUUUACCCUCAGGAACACAGCUUCCCCUGAACUACAGUCAAACCUUGGUUGUCGAACGUAAUCCGUUCCGGAAGCCCAUUCGGCUUCCGAAAAACGUUCGACAACCGAGGCGCGGCCUCCGAUUGGUCGCAACAGCUUCCUGCACUCAAGCGGAAGCCUCGUCCGGCAUUCGGCAUCCGAAAAACAUUUGAAAAACGGGGUAUUUACUUCUGGCUUUUCGGCAUUCAGGAGCCGAAACGUUCGAAAACGGAGCCAUUCAGGAGCCGAGGUUUGACUGUACCUCAAGUUCCCCCUCCUUGAGGCAGUGGUGGACUUUGGGCUUCAAAAUCUCAGCGGUGCCCUGUGAAAAAUCCGCCUUCCAUUGUCCAUCAUUUUUUGCGGUGCCCAUGGCACCUUCUUGGCUCGGUGCCCAGUUUGGGCGAACCGGUCCUGGCACCUUGAAUGAAGAGAGCACAAGGGCCAUCCAGUCCAACCCCCUGCCAAGCAGGAAACACCAUCAAAGCAUUCUUGACAUAUGGCUGUCAAGCCUCUGCUUAAAGACCUCCAAAGGAGACUCCACCACACUUCUUGGCAGCAAAUUCCACUGCCGAACAGCUCUUACUGUCAGGAAGUUCUUCCUAAUGUUUAGGUGGAAUCUUCUUUCUUGUAGUUUGAAUCCAUUGCUCCGUGUCCGCUUCUCUGGAGCAGCAGAAAACUUUUCACCCUCCUCUAUAUGACAUCCUUUUAUAUAUUUGAACAUGGCUAUCUUAUCACUCCAUCUUAAGAUCACGACGUCAUCAUUCCCACAAAGCUCCCCCUUCCAUAAGUGUCCCAAUACCUCCCCACUCCAACCCACCAGACCAUUGUCUGUCCCAUCAGCUGGUUCCCCACCUGUCCGCACGCACCCCCGUUUCUCUCCCUCUCCCUCGUGUGUCAGGGAGACUUCACUGGAUGUGGGGCUCAAGGGCAAGGCAAAAGGACGGCGAGCCUGAUUCCUCACCCCCUCUUUCCUACUGCCUCUGUAGAUUGGAUAUUGAGCGAGGAAAUGUGCAACCAGCCAGCCAGAAUUUGGAUCAUCUCUCAUGGGAUGAAGCCAUAACAGAAGGGCAGCAUUACCCCCAGAAAAAGAUUGGGGUCCACAUUUUUCUUUAUUAGAUCCACUUACCUCUGGUGGUCAGGCGGUGUUGGACGUCCAAGAUCUGGGGAUGUCGACUGUGGGGUGUGUGUGUGUUGCAGCCUACCUGUGGAAUGGCCAAUGAUCGGCUGGACCUAGGAGCAAGGAUUCCCCAGGGGUCGGACCAAGCUGGCAAAAACUCAUCGCUUUGGUCCGUUCCCGGUGUUGGGUGUAAAAUGAGGCCUCCCCCAGCCUCCUUGUGAUUUAAUUGCUGGCUCUCCCACCGUCCCUUAUUCAUACAUUUUGCCUUCAUGCUGGACCUUGCUAUGGUCUUCGUGUCAGCCGCCAUAUUCGGGGCCAGGCAGGAUGGUUUUUCCCCCACUUGGAAAAUCAGCUCAUGGUUUUUGCCUACAUCAUAGCAAUCAUCACAACCGCGUGUGGUUAUGCAUUGGGAAGAAAGGUUUUCAUUGCCUUCCACACGACUGGGCACACGGAGCCACUUGUAGUGUGUCGUUGAAAUUAUUGGGACUGCCGCUUACCCGCCUGAAAUUGAUAACAAACUUGCCUCUUUCAUCCUUUGAGAAAUGGGCCUGCUUUUAUUUGUUUGGAUGAGGGACCAAAAUGCAAUUCAGUUAAUUUUCUGGGAAUUGGUAUACCGUGAUAAUUGCCGUUUAGCAUUGGGGAAUAUGUGCAGCUUUGCAGAUUUGGGAUACAAAAACCUACCUCUUCCUCAAAAAAGAAAAAAAAGUUAGGCUUGUAAGGUGGGGGCAACAGCUAAAACUGGAGCAGGUCUCAAGGGCAGAGCGUUCUCUGCUGGAAAAGGUGUUUUAUUUGAAGGGAGAGAAGAGGGAAGUUUCUAGUGUUAGUUGUAGAGCGCUGGCUGCGAUUGCCAGUUGCAACGGUACAGAAUUUGGCUCGGGAAAAAGAUUCAAAAAUGAGUAUUAAAGGACUUUUUAAAAGAGCAAGGCACUUGCUUUCAGGAUAACCUCACCUACCAAGUUAUUGAAGGUUGGACUGGUUGUACACGAACUGACGCACAAAGCAUUGUACUGUGAUCCUCAGUGUGGCACUUUGCAACCCUCUGCCCACCGGUUCCUCCUAUGGCAUCCGGAAAGGGUUUCGGCAAACCAUCUCCUCAAAACUCAACGAUGCACGAGUUAGCUCUCCCUACUCAAUUCCUCUUUCUGUGGCUCGGCCUCUCCCGCCCUGAACAUGCCCCCUUAAAGAUGCCCAUGUUUCCCUGGGUGCCAGGGCUGGGCAACCCUCCCCUUUCUGAACAGGGGAGGUACAAAAAGCUUCUCUGUGCCGCCAUGGCUGAGGUGGGAGCCUUGCUGCCCAAUGACUGGGGGGGGGGAACACCUGUAUCAUUUGGUCUGCUAUCUUCCUGCCACACCUGCCCCCCGAAAGGUUGUGGCAACCCCAAGCCCAGUUCUACCUUGGCAGAAACCGCACUUCUCACAAAACUGAAAUUCAAACUCCAUCUGGACUGCACGUCUACAAGUGUGCUAAGCAGGGGAUGUGGAAUUGGCUGCAGAAUUUGUUUUUCUCUCGAGAGAAAAGAAGAGGUUUGGGGCAGGGGGCAGCAAGCUCAGGGCUAGGCCCCAAAAGCCAGAGGCAGGUUAAGUAAGGUGUGUUUUGUGUUUGCGGCAUGUAAAAGGGCUUCAGCAGCCCUGCACUGCUUACCUUUCUUGUGACGACAAGCAGUCUAGGAUCUAUUUUAUACAAAGUCAGAGACGUUAUAAAAGCCUGUUCAAUGUGUUCAAAUUAUGCCUGGCAGUAGCUAGUGUCACCAUUUUUAAAGACACAAGUAUUGGGACACACACACACACACACACACACACACAAUCCCAACCAGGGCUGUGUUCACGCUCAAAAAUAUACUUUGGGGGGUGCAAAAGUACAGGAACAAAAACCCGCAGUUGUUCUGGAAUCAGCUGCGAAUCCUGCAUGCAAUUUGGUUAGUUGCAAGCAGGAUGACAAGUGCUAUGGAUUCGGGUUAGAGAGAGAGAGCAGGUGCUCAUAGCUUCAGCACUACUCCAGAGGUGUCCAGACUGGAAACUUUCUCGUUUUUUUGUGACAUGGGCUUCUCAACAUGUGAUGGUUGAAGUUUCCUUUUGGGGGUGUCAGACAGGGCCGAUCCAAACCAUUUCAGCACCUAGAAGAACGGAAGCCCAGCGGAUACCCUCCACUAAAUAAGAACAGGGUGCAAGGGGGAGCGGUGAGGUAUGCUUGUCAUUGUGCGAGAACCUCAGGCUUUAUUUUAU
Molecule: messenger RNA, 4782 nt
Organism: Zootoca vivipara (common lizard)
Lineage: Eukaryota; Metazoa; Chordata; Lepidosauria; Squamata; Lacertidae
Product: procathepsin L-like
Biological process (GO): proteolysis
Molecular function (GO): cysteine-type peptidase activity
Source: RefSeq, a predicted model, not a curated record